GUUUUUGUGGGAAACUUUUGUCGAAGACUCUGCUCUAACAUGUCUGGAAGAAAGGAAACUGUGUUGGAUUUGGCCAAGUUUGUGGAUAAGGGUGUACAAGUUAAGCUUACCGGUGGUAGACAAGUCACUGGAACUCUUAAGGGCUACGAUCAAUUGCUUAACCUUGUUCUUGAUGAGGCAGUUGAAUUUGUUCGAGAUCAUGAUGAUCCUUUGAAGACGACCGACCAGACUAGACGCCUCGGCUUGAUUGUUUGCCGUGGAACAGCGGUGAUGCUCGUCUCACCAACGGAUGGAACUGAAGAAAUUGCGAACCCUUUCGUUCAACCAGAAGCUAUGAAGUCGGUGACGACAAAGCUCAAACUCCUUAGACCAGUCCUUACGUUGCGAUGUUCUUACAGCUCCACCGAUCAAACCCAACUUCUUACUGAAUUCACCAGAUUCUGUUACCAGAGAGACCUUCCCAGAGCUCUUAGAGCAAUGGAUUCUCUGCAAAGUCAUAGUCUUUGGGCGGAUUCCGAGACUUACUCUGAGCUCAUCAAGUGUUGUUUGUCUCAGAGAGCUGUUCAUGAAGGGAAUCAAGUUUGUCGUGUGAGACCCAAUGUGUAUACUUACUCCUCUGUGUUAAGAUCCUGCAACGGGUUGUCUGAUGUUAGAAUGGUUCACUGUGGGAUUAUCAAGGAAGGGUUGGACUCUGACGUUUACGUCAGGAGUGCUUUGAUUGAUGUGUUUGCUAAACUU
Molecule: messenger RNA, 738 nt
Organism: Thlaspi arvense
Lineage: Eukaryota; Viridiplantae; Streptophyta; Magnoliopsida; Brassicales; Brassicaceae
Source: the annotation of a GenBank genome assembly